This is a messenger RNA of Drosophila sechellia, 2269 nucleotides long. It is a transcript of the gene Osi8, whose product is annotated as Osiris 8. The record is from RefSeq and is a predicted model, not a curated record. The transcript is spliced from 2 exons. Lineage: Eukaryota; Metazoa; Arthropoda; Insecta; Diptera; Drosophilidae. Gene Ontology annotation, cellular component: membrane. Bases 1227 to 2051 code for a protein of 274 amino acids.
GUAAAUGCAAUGCAAUGUUCCAAAGAACUGACCUCAUUCUCUUAACUUCUAUGGCUAGGGUCAGUAGACACUAAAGUACCAAGGCAUUAGAAGACAUUAUUCUUAUGUCUUUGGACGUACCCACAUGCUUUUUGUUUAUUAUUCCCGUUAAUCGUAGAGUAAAAGUGUAUACUAAGUUUCCUGAAAAGUGUGUAACAGGUAAAAAGAAGCUUUUUUUGAUUAUAUAUAUGGUUGAUCAGAACCCAUAGAAUAGUCCGAAUAAGCGCCUCGAUCUCAAGAACUAAAAAUGCUACAAAGUUGAGAUUCUGGAAGAUCUGUCCGGGAUAUAGUGGGAUCUGUGACGGGCUCUGGCAGAUUCUUUACGGAUCUGGCUGAAUUAAGAGAGAGAUCAAUAGCAAUAAUGACGAUACCUUAACAUCUCCUACUUCUUUAGCACAUUUUUUACAACGCUUACCACUUAAAAAUUAUUUGGCUGCUACCAAUUUUUUUUUUUUCGUGCCGAUUUGACACCUGCUUGCUAAUUUUUUAACAUUUCAAUUAUUUCAAACGCCACCUGUCGGCCAUUUCAGCAAGACAGAUGUUAUUAAAUGUUAAGCUUUCUCUGCUUUCGUUGAGUGCGAUCAAGUUCGUGUCUUGACUCUUUCGUUUAAGGAGAAGCACUUUUUUCUGCAGCACCUAAAAGUGAGCAAUAGAAAUGUUGUUUGUCAAAGUGUACAAGAAAAAAUAAAAGUUAUCGCAAAAAUUGGGUGACGACAGUGAAUCUGCCCCAAAAGACUUGUAGAAAACCGAAAAUGCAUAUGUUAACGGUCUAGUAAGUCUGGCGCAGAGACAGAGAAGAAUGGCAAUGGCAACGGCAGUCACGCACGAGCUCAAUAGCUUAGAACGGGCUAAAAAGUGGGAAUAUAAUUGCGAACGAAACUGCAUUUCGGCGGCUUCGCAGCGAAAUCACGAAAGCGCAGCCCCGCUGGCCAACAGCAUCUGGCUAAUUGCCGUGAUAUUUAGACUAAGACAAAGCGUGUGUUUUUGUGUUUUUUCAAUUUCAGGCAGCCGGCCGACAUGCGAUUUAUCCGACUCAGGUAUAAAAUGCAUAAGACCCACCGGCCAGCACUCAGUUGAGCACCCAAAGAGCAGCGCCCGGCGUCAUCUCCCCAGUGUAUGCCUCAGCUCAAGGAUCGCCCAAGGAUCCUUAUCUCGUCCAGCGUCCAAUAACAAUACCCAGCGCAGUCAUGAUCAAGUACGUGUGGCAUGUGGCUGCUCUGAUGAUCGUCUUCUGUUGGCUCUCCAGUGCCCGCAGUGCCAGCUACCAACAUCAGAACCCGAACAGUCUGAGCUCGGCUCCCAGGCCCCAAGUCCAGAGCAGUAACCCCGGAAUGGGUUCUACGGGCUUCUGGAAGGACAUGUCAAUGGUCUACCGCAUAUACCAGCAGUGCUCGGGCGAUAACAUGUCCGUUUGCCUAAAGGUCAAACUGCUAACGGGCUUGGAGAAGGCCUUCCGAUCGGCAAAGUCAUUCUCGCUCAUGGAAGGCAUUCAGUUUGUCAGUUCUGGUGGCGAAGGUGAGGAGACCAAAAGAGCUCCCAUCAGUGAAAAAGAUAUUGAAGCCGUCUUGCCGGGAAGUGUGGACGCCAAGGAACAGGUCCUAAACAACAUGAUCCUGAAGCGGGUGGGCAACUUCCUACAGGAUCACACACUGCAGGUGAAAUUCGACAACGAGGCAAAUUCAGUGGAGGGUCGCAAGAAAAAGGAGAAGAAGGGCAACGGCGCCAUGAUCAUGAUCCCCCUUCUGCUGGGCGGCACUAUUGUGCCCCUGGCCUACGGAGCCUUGGCCAUGUUGGCGGGAAAGGCGCUGAUUGUGUCCAAGCUGGCCCUGGUGCUGGCCUCGAUCAUCGGAAUCAAGAAGCUGCUGAGUGGAGGCGGCGGCGGAAAGGAGUCCUCCCACGAGGUGGUCGUCUCCUCGGGAGGCCAUUCCGGCUGGGGUCGGGAGCUGGACACCGCCUACAGCGGCUGGAAGCCGGCGGCCAAGGAGUCGGCGGGCAGCGCCAAGAGCCUGUGAGCUCGCAUUUGCAUUUGGAAAGAGGAGUAGUUCGAGAUGGGAGAUUCUCGAGAGAUUAUCGUGGAGAGUGAACCAAAGAAUCGAGCGCCGCACGAACUGUCUGACUAAUGUCUAGUUUAAUUCGCCUAAUCGAUCCUUAAUUUAACGAACUAAAUGUGUGUGUUAGGUUUAAGUAAGCCCUAAUUAAAUAUAGUAAAUUCUGCUACCCGAAAUUCGCA